GCCCCCUGCCGGUGCGCGCGGCGGCCGCAGUCUCCCGCUGCAGAGUGCUCGGAGCCGGCGGGGCCGGAGUCUUCUCAGUGAGCGCUCCCGAGUGGGUCCGUCCGACGCCGGCUGCUCCCGCCCCGCCCUCGCUCCCGCUCCGGAUUCCCCGGGCGGCGCUGCUGACCCCUCCCGACCCGGUUCGCCUCCCCACCCCUCCCCACGCAGCUCCAGGAUGUCGGUGCCGGAUUCCGCCGUCGGGGACGAGAUGAAACAGGCCAAGGAGAUCGAGGACGCCGAGAAGUAUUCCUUCAUGGCCACGGUCACCAAGGCGCCCAAGAAGCAAAUCCAGUUUGCGGAUGACAUGCAGGAGUUCAGCAAGUUCCCAACCAAGACUGGCCGCAGGUCCUUGUCUCGCUCCAUCUCGCAAUCUUCCACUGACAGCUACAGCUCUGCUGCAUCCUACACAGACAGUUCUGAUGAUGAGGUCUCCCCACGAGAGAAACAGCAAACCAACUCCAAGGGCAGCAGCAACUUCUGUGUGAAGAACAUCAAGCAGGCAGAGUUUGGGCGCCGGGAGAUUGAGAUAGCUGAACAAGACAUGUCUGCUCUGAUUUCACUCAGGAAACGGGCCCAGGGAGAGAAACCUUUGGCUGGAGCUAAAAUAGUGGGCUGUACACACAUUACAGCACAGACUGCGGUGUUAAUUGAGACGCUGUGUGCGCUGGGGGCUCAGUGCCGCUGGUCUGCUUGCAACAUCUAUUCCACUCAGAACGAGGUGGCUGCUGCCUUAGCUGAGGCUGGUGUUGCUGUGUUUGCCUGGAAGGGGGAGUCGGAGGAUGAUUUCUGGUGGUGUAUUGACCGUUGUGUUAACAUGGAUGGUUGGCAGGCCAACAUGAUCCUAGAUGAUGGUGGAGAUCUGACCCACUGGGUUUAUAAGAAAUAUCCCAAUGUUUUUAAGAAGAUCCGUGGCAUCGUAGAGGAAAGUGUGACUGGUGUGCACAGGCUGUACCAGCUGUCCAAGGCUGGGAAAUUGUGUGUCCCAGCCAUGAAUGUCAACGACUCUGUCACCAAACAGAAAUUCGAUAACCUGUACUGUUGCAGAGAGUCCAUCUUGGAUGGCCUAAAAAGGACCACAGACGUGAUGUUCGGAGGGAAGCAAGUGGUAGUGUGUGGCUAUGGUGAGGUUGGGAAGGGAUGUUGCGCAGCUCUGAAAGCCCUUGGAGCCAUAGUCAACAUCACAGAGAUUGACCCCAUCUGUGCUCUCCAAGCCUGCAUGGACGGCUUCCGGGUGGUGAAACUCAAUGAAGUGAUCCGCCAGGUGGAUGUGGUCAUAACCUGCACAGGAAAUAAGAAUGUGGUGACCAGGGAACACUUGGACCGAAUGAAGAACAGCUGCAUUGUGUGUAACAUGGGCCAUUCCAACACUGAAAUUGAUGUGACCAGUCUCCGUACCCCGGAGCUGACCUGGGAGCGCGUCCGCUCACAGGUGGAUCAUGUCAUCUGGCCGGAUGGCAAGCGAGUGGUCCUGCUGGCUGAGGGUCGUCUUCUCAAUCUGAGCUGUUCAACAGUUCCCACCUUUGUUCUGUCUAUCACCGCCACCACUCAGGCUCUAGCUCUGAUUGAGCUCUACAAUGCUCCCGAGGGACGUUACAAGCAAGACGUGUACCUGCUCCCUAAAAAGAUGGAUGAAUACGUUGCCAGCUUGCACCUGCCUUCAUUUGAUGCCCAUCUGACAGAACUAACAGAUGAUCAAGCGAAAUACCUGGGACUCAACAAAAACGGGCCUUUCAAACCCAACUAUUACAGAUACUGAUGGACCAUAACACUGAAGGACCAGACCACACGAGACAACUUUAGAGAAAUUAUUUUUAAAGAUCAUUUUAUUUUGUUUUACUCUUUUCUUUUUUUUAAAAGCUGCUGUUGUUUUUCUUUUAUCUGUCUGAUUUUAAUGUCACUUCUUUGUUUUACAUUUUCACGUGAUCGCAUCUCUUUGUACGUCUGAUCUUGGCAGACAACCUGGGAUUUGCUUACUGCUUUAUGACUGAAACCUGGCAGUGGGGUUUCAGACUUUCACAGAUGGGAAGGGUUUCCUUUCCUGACUAUGAAGGGCAAUUCAUUCCCACAGUGGCUUUUUACCUUUCCAGUGCACCUUAGUCUUAGUUGGGAUAUUUGCAAACACUGAGAUGCUGUACUGUUUUUUUCUGUGUGGAAUUAUCUGCAACUUCUAAAUUGCCUUAAUGAGCCCAGUUUUUAGCUGCUAGAUCAAUGCUCCUAUCCCUGUCUUGGAGCAGAGUGGCACCUAGUGGCCAGUUAGGGUAAAGGUGGGUGACCCCAGACCGGGUUUCCUAUGUGAACUUGGGAUGGUGCCAGGUAAGGCUAAGCCCAAGUGGGUGUUAACUAGUCUAUUUCAGGGUGCUAAUCUGAAUUUGAAUGGGGAUCACCUACCCCUCAGACUCCUUGUCUCUCCUAGGUUUUAAACUGCAUCUUAUUUAAUUUCAGACCAUUUUUCUUUAUUAAAGCGCUAUUUUAAAGGAGGAAGUGUUUCCAAGUGGAAACACUGUGGCAUAGUCGGGCAGCAGAGAGCAUGCUGCAGCCUCUUCAGCCAUGGGCAGGCCUGACCAGAGAGAGGCCAACAUAUGGCACCUCCUGUGAACUCCUCCGGGCUUCUGAGCACAAGUGUGUUGAACACAGAUGACCCUUUCUGCUCCUGUCCCCUUAACGUGUAGAGUGCAGGGGAUGUACUGAUGACUUAGCAACUUUUCCAUCAGCUUUAACGGUGAGCUCUCAUGUUGAAAUCAAAAUCCUCCAGUCAGUGGACCAUUCUGUAAAGCACUUAGCUCCACUCAGAGCCAAUGACUCUUGGAGGUGGAAUCCCUGGCCAGCUGCACUGCUGUCUUCUAAAGCGUUCAGCCAAUCACCUCUUCCUUCCCCAGCCCAGAAGUUGGCAGGUUGUCUUAUUUCAUCUGGUUCCCCAUGUUAUGGUCUCACUAUGGAAGGGCCUGAUGCCCCAUGGUUUUCAGGUCUGUGUUCCAGGCUUAGCUCAACAAAGAUCACAGCACAACAAUCCAGAUUCCAAUUCAUUGCUCAGUGACAUGUAAAAGGGAAGGAGUUUCAGCUGCAGCGGCCUAAAGGCCCAGCUCCAGCUAACGAGGGUGUUUCUUCUCAGUUUAUGGCAUCAGUCCAGCACUUCACGAAUGUACAGGUACAAAGACAAUCGAGAUGCUGCAGUUGGGCGUAGCAAACACCCUUGACCAACCCUGUGCUUCCUUGCCCCCCUCGCCCAAGUACACAAGAUUCAUUCCUAGCACCACUUCUGAGGAACCUCCCCGUGUUUGUUUAUGGGUGACCCCGGCUGCUUUCCCUCUCUGGGACUGAACAGCUCCUUGCUGAUGAGAACAGGGGUGGGAUUAAGAUUUCAUCCUCCAAAACCUCGCAGCACUUCCAAUAAUUCCCCCUUAUUCCUCCAGACUCUUCUUCACAACCUUGCCCAGCUCCUUGAUCAUCUUUCUUGCCCCCUCUCCUAGAUAGAUUCUUGAUUUCUCAUUGACUCACUGCUGCAUUGGGCUGACUCAGACUGCCAGGGCUGGUUCCCAAUGACCUUACCGAGUCUGCCCAUGUACCCCCCUCUGCCCCCCAUAACCUGAAUUUCCAGCAAGAUGCAGCUGGGUUUGGAGUGAUGAGCCCAGGAUCCUUUGGGGGCCCUGCUCUCCUUUCCUUGCUCAGGGAAGAGGAUGUGGCCAGGAGCACAGGGAAGCUCCCACUCAAUCAUUGCUCCAGUCUAGGGGGUUUGCCCCAUGCCACAACUCCUGGCUUUCUUUCUGCCUCUGCACUUCCUGCUCGCAUAGAAGUUCUAGUAUCCCAGAGCAGGCUUGGUUCUCCCACACUAAGCCAAACAGAGUCUAUGUACCAUCCUAAAUGUUCUCCAUCAUGACUGUCGGGAGGGGCCCCUCUGUUCCAUUUGUCAGUCUCAGUGUUACAGUGUCAAUAGGAAUCUUAGCUUAAGGGCUCCAUCUCUGUAUAAGCCAUGUAACGAAAAGGACACAGGGGAACAAUUGGUCUUACGCCUAGAGAAGCCUUGAUUCUGUCAGAGGGAGCAUGUUAGCACCAAUCCGGGUGGGAUAGGUUUAUUUUGUAUAUGAAUGAUUUUUAAUGGAUGCAAUAUUAAUCCUUGCAGAUGAGCAAUAAAUCAUUAAAGUCUAAUUAAAAAAUGAUUAGAAAAACA
This is a messenger RNA of Trachemys scripta elegans, 4204 nucleotides long. RefSeq names its product adenosylhomocysteinase like 1 (gene AHCYL1). The transcript has 17 exons. Gene Ontology annotation, cellular component: cytosol. The coding region runs from base 215 to 1795 and encodes 526 amino acids. The record is from RefSeq and is a predicted model, not a curated record. Gene Ontology annotation, biological process: L-methionine cycle. Lineage: Eukaryota; Metazoa; Chordata; Testudines; Emydidae.